GUGUGCGGUAAUGAUGUUAGUGCGCCUGCGCGGCUCCACUUCGUCAGUCACCCUCUCCCUCAAUCGCACGCCGAAUGUGUAAACAAGCUCCUGUGUCUACAAUUUUUCAAGCAAGGAGGAGCAACCCACUGUGAUAAAGUGAACAUGCAUGCCAUUGAAGGCUCGUCCAAUGUGCCUGCGUUCCUCACCAAGCUGUGGCGCCUGGUGGAUGACGCAAAGACCAACGAUCUGAUCAGCUGGACCCAGAAUGGCAGGAGUUUCAUUAUCCAGAAUCAAGCCAAAUUUUCACGUGAAUUGCUGCCACAGUACUACAAACACAACAAUAUGGCCAGCUUUGUGCGACAACUCAACAUGUAUGGCUUUCACAAAGUAGUGUCUGCUGACUCUGGAGGGCUGAGGGUGGAGAGAGAUGAGAUGGAAUUUGCACAUCCACACUUUCUUCGGGGACAAGAGAACCUUUUAGAGAACAUCAAAAGAAAGCAACAACGUAGACUUGCAAGCGAUGGCGUCGUUUUUACCCAGAUUCCAACCAGCCGUUCUGUGAUCGUAGAGGAUAAUAAGAACAUGAACAAGCUGUUGAGUGACGUGAGGGACAUGAAGCGCGACCAAGACUCCAUGAACUCCAAACUACACAAUCUGAAACGAGAGAAUGAAGCUUUGUGGCGGGAAUAUGCCAACAUGAGACAAAAGUUCACCAAACAGCAGCAGAUCAUAGAGAAGCUCAUCCACUUCCUCAUAGCUAUGGUGAAGAGCCCAUCAAAAGGUCUGGUGCCCAAGAGAAAAUUCAGCCACCUAGCCUUGGAGGCAAGUGAUGACAGUUCUUCUCUCUCCAAGAUUAACACAAUGCAUCAGUUCUUACAAGGAAACCCCAUAGAUGUUCUUGGGCAGAGUGAGACAAACAGUGGUGGUGCUCAGAUCCAGGAAGUAACUGAGGACUCUGAUUCAAACCAAGAUGAUGCUGUUAACUCAUCAGUCAAUGCAGGGAGUGACAAGGUAAGCAAUGCCAAGGAGCAAGUGAACACCACUGAUGAUGGGGCUGGAUCAAUUUUGGGUCUUGGUGCUGAACCUCUGGAGUUUGAUAUGACCUCCCCAGAUCCUAUCAGUGCCACCAAUGUAGUUAGUCCUGAGGGCACUGUAUUGAUGAGCAAUCCCCUGCUGGAUGAGGAUCCACUCAGCCCUGAACUCUUUAACGUUGUUGACCCAAGUGCUGUAACUCAGUCUUUCAAGUACCCAGCUAGCUGUACAGAUACUGUCACAACCAGUGUAGUGUGCUCCACCGGUGACAAAACUGGAGCAGCUAGUGACAACAGUGCCCCACUCUCUACAUCAUCAACCAACACACAAGUCCAUACUUUGACACAUAAAGGAAAGAAAAAAACUGUGUCACAGAAAAACCCUACCGAAGAUUCUUCCAUGAGAAUUGCAGUUCCAGAUAAGAGCAUGAAUAACCGACAUGAACUUCAAAAUCAUGUGGAUGAAAUGCAGACUACCAUUGACAACUUACAAGAUUUUCUUACUAAUGCCAACCUGAAUGUUGAUUCUUCAAUGCUUCAUUCGAUAUCGGGGAGUUUAGAAGAAGUUGUGCCUCUGUUCUGGUGCUCAAAAGGAAACACUUCUGGAGACUUGCCUAGUAAUGAGUUAUCCAUCUACAACCCAAAUCUUUUGGACCUGGCUAACAGCAUGGAGGAGGAAAGUGAGGAGGAUCCCUUUUCUUUUCUGAAUGACAAUUUUGCUUCAACCUCCACAAUCUCACAAACAUCAACAUCAUCAUCUCCAUCAUCGUCAUCAACAUCAACAUCAACAUCAUUUACCACUCCUGCCUCUUCUUCCACCUCUGUUAGCAACACCUCUGUGCCCUCAAAUAAAUCCACUCGGCCUCCACCACCAAAGCAUUUAAAAGUGACGAUUAAGAAAGAGCCAGGAGUUGACAGCUCUCUUGAGACUCCCGUUGUAUCACCUGUGAACUCCACUUCCUUGUUUAGAGGAAAAAGACAAGCUAAUUAAGUUCCCAUCAUUCAUAACUGGAGGAUUGAAAUUAUUGUAGCCACACAUAUUCUAGGCAACCUGGGACAUUUGAGAAAAGUGUCAAUCAUUCUCUUUCACUAGUUAUAUACAGUAAUAUAGCAAUAGCUACAUUAUAUUCCACUCACAGUACCUAAGAUGAUUGUACAGUACUGCAACUCUCAUGAAUAUUCAACCACAUGUAUUGCAUUAAAAAAGAAAUGGUGGUAAUAGUUGUAUGUACCUGGCAUAUAAAGGAAUGUGAAGUACUAGUUCAGUAUACAGCACCCUUCCAUACAGCAUGGUGAUAUUAUUGAUUAUUACUAUAAAAGGAACAGUUUUUUGUUUUAUAAGGAAAUGUGCUAUAUGAACAACAUAUGUUAUGGAAAAAAAAUUGUUAAAUAGACCUAUGGAAAAGUUAUUAAAGAUUUCAUAAGUUUACAGCACAGCACCAUUUCCACCCACUAUCACCCUGCCAUCAGCCCAAGCACUUGCUGAAAACCUUUACAUCAUGUCACACUCCAUAGAAUCAGUUGUAAUCUUACCAGAUGACGAAUAUUUCAAACAGGAGAAAAGGAGCCAAAUAAGAAGCAGAUGGGGUAGUGACAGGUGGAGGCAGUGUUAUGCAAUAACCACUUUAGCCUUGCAUUUGCUCUCAUCCACAUACUCAUAGACUGGCAUUAUGUAACCUAUCUCCUUUGUCUAGUAAAACUUUGAAGUAGUAGAUCAUAAUGAUGUGGCCAGUACAACUGAUGAGUUUAUAUAAAGGAGUUGGUGGGAGGGAGCAGAUGUGUCACUGCACAGCGGGAUGAUAGCGUCAUUGCUUAGUGGAACCUGUGCUUAGAUGUCAACAUAUUUCAUCCGUGACAUCCCAUGAAAUAAAGGAUGAAGACUAAGAAAUUAAUUGAUGAACUCAUUCUUAUUUUAUUUCCUGACACCUAAUAGUCAAUUAUCACUGUAGUAGAUGUGUACCUGAAAAGGAUCAUGAUAGAGUAAAAUUGGUAAACUUUUGGUAUCAAAAUAUAUGAAAAGAUUUUAUAGAGGAUUUGAUAGGGAAAGCAGUUGUCAAAUCUGUUGAGCAUGUGCUUUUACUAAGCUGUUUCAUGGAGUAGACAUACUCCAGGAUUUGAGGCACUGUAGAGUUGAUACCAUGCAGUGUCUCCCAUGUUCACCUACUUGGAACAAUCCAUGCCAUAUACUGUUCCAGAGCAUGUUGUAUGUGAGGGUACUGUAUUAUGGAUCUACAAUUUUCUUAAAAGAAUAAAUGCUAAUAACUCAGUACUUUUCUGCCUGUAUGUAUAUAUGUAACACUGAAUACAGAACACAUACAUUUAUUUUUUUCUAUUUGAUGUUUUGAUGGUUCUGUCAAGAUAUAAUAGAUAUUUAUAGUGUCUGAAGUAUACUUCGGCACUCAAAAUUUCAUGGUGUCUUCAGUCUGAUGAAAACAUAUAUAUAUAUAUAUAUAUAUAUAUAUAUAUAUAUAUAUAUAUAUAUAUAUAUAUAUAUAUAUAUAUAUAUAUAUAUAUAUAUAUAUAUAUAUAUAUAUCAUGAAAAAAAUUGUGGGUGGCUAAUGGCUCAUAGAAUUAUUCUUCAAACAGCAAUUCUUUGAAAUCUUAAGAGUAAAGAGUAACAAUAUCUGAACUUGAUUAGAUGUAAAGUGCAUUUUUUUUUUCCCAAAAAUUUAUACAUAUACACAUAUUUUUGUAUGCAUAUAUAGAAAUAUAUAAUUAAAAAUAUUUAAAAAUACCAUUCAUAAGAUGAUUAUACAUUAAAUAACUACUGCAUACACUUCAUUCAGUAGCAUUGCUAAUUUACUAGUAAAAAUGAAAUUACAAGUGAAGUUUCUUACUGUGGUGAAUGGAGAGGUAGUGCCUGAAUUGCUCCCUUGACCAAGUUAUAAGUAAACUAUUGGAUCCAGUAAUAUUCAUUCCUCAUUCAUGAAACAAUACUUUUCUCAUCAUAACUUUGAUUGCAUGCAUACAAGAUUUAUUGUACUGAUAUGUAUGCAAGAUGAGUAUGCUUUAUACAAUAUAGCUGAUGGUAUUAUAUAUAUAUAUAUAUAUAUAUAUAUAUAUAUAUAUAUAUAUAUAUAUAUAUAUAUAUAUAUAUAUAUAUAUAUAUAUAUACACACACACACAUAUAACAUAAUUUGAUUUAAGUUAUAACAGUGUAAUGAUAUCAAUUAAAAUUUACUAAUAUGGUAAAAUUGUGCAUUUGCAUCUGCUUUGCAAUAUCAGAUUUUUUAGUUGGACUUUCAAUUAUGAAAAAAACUAGACAGAUACACACCUCUAAUAGUAUAUAGUGUGAUGCACUGUCUAUUUUCUCUCCAUCUUUUGACUUGGAAACAAAAUUAUAUCAACAGCUACACCAGGGAAAUAGUAAAAGAUGAUUGUAACAUUUAUUUAUUUAUUUUCCUUUUUAGAAAAUAAAUAUAUAUUCAUACCAUAUGUCUGUUAAUUUUCUUUGAGUACAAUAUAUGUGUAGAAGUCGAAUUAUUUCUCAAAAAUGUAAACUAAACUUUGUUACUUGUCUUUAUGUAAAAUUAUGACUUGAGAAGAUUGGGUGUGCCAGUAGUAGGAAGAUGUAAGAUAGUUGUACAAGGAGAGGAGAAAGAAAGAAAAAUGUUUGAUGUGUAUGUUGUCUCAUGCAAACAUAUUGUGAUGAAAAAAUAAUGAGCUGUGAAAGAAUUAUGUCCUAAGAUCAGCUCGCAUUGGUAAUGAGAGAAAUAAGGACUCAGUAAUCAUGUUGUUAGUGCUGAGUUAAUAGGGAGCUUUAAAAGAAGA
Molecule: messenger RNA, 4784 nt
Organism: Portunus trituberculatus (swimming crab)
Lineage: Eukaryota; Metazoa; Arthropoda; Malacostraca; Decapoda; Portunidae
Gene: Hsf
Product: heat shock factor protein-like
Exons: 12
Coding region: 145-2004 (619 amino acids)
Biological process (GO): regulation of DNA-templated transcription
Molecular function (GO): sequence-specific DNA binding; DNA-binding transcription factor activity
Source: RefSeq, a predicted model, not a curated record